GUCAAUAUGCUUCAAUUAAUACCAAAGCUGAGAGAUUCCUCCUGAUUUCCAAAACUGUCUAGGUGGCCUGGGUGGUUUUCUGCCCAGCAGCAGCCUCCUACCUUUAGUUUGUGUGCCUAUAUCCAAGAGGGGGGAUUAAUUAGCCGGGCUGGAGCUGACGGAGGCUGUCGUGACGAGCCCAGUGGCGAUUGGCCGCCAGCCUGCCUGGCCCUGCCUUUAUAAUUUCCACAUGAGUGCAUCUGGGCUCUUAAGACAAACCAACAGCAGCUUCUUCUGACAUAUACACAGACGCACACUCACCCCCGACGCACACUCAGCACACUUUUCCUCCAUCCGAUUCACAGCCCGGCACACACCAUGAUCACGGGCAAGCGUAAAUAAAUACGGAAAGGGUUGAUUAUUUUGACUACUGGAAGAGCUUUGCUGGGUCUCGCCGCAACUUUUGUUUUUAUAACUGAGGUGAUCUCUGCACGCGUUUCUCUCACACAAGGAAGGAUUCUUUAAAAGAGGAAGAGAGACGGAGAGAGAGAGAGAGAGAAGGGGUGGGGGGAGAACAACCUUUCACUUUAAGACCGGCUGGGCUCAAAGAUAAAAGGCAGGGGAGAACAGCGCGAGGGAUUCCCCGGCCGCCGCCGCACUUCGGAGAGACGCUUCUGGUACAGUUCCGAGCGCCGCGGCCCGUUUCUCCACCGAAGUUGGCUCCAGCUCUAGCAGCCGCGUUGGAUCCCACAGCUUACUGCGAGACUCCGGUGUACAACCCGGAUCUCUGCCCCAACAUGAUAGCGGCCCAGGCCAAGCUGGUUUACCAUCUGAAUAAAUACUACAACGAAAAAUGCCAAGCCAGGAAAGCUGCCAUUGCCAAAACUAUCCGGGAAGUCUGCAAAGUAGUUUCCGACGUCCUGAAGGAGGUGGAGGUGCAGGAGCCCCGGUUCAUCAGCUCUCUCAACGAGAUGGACAAUCGCUACGAGGGCCUCGAGGUCAUCUCCCCCACCGAAUUCGAAGUGGUGCUUUACCUUAACCAGAUGGGGGUGUUCAACUUUGUGGACGACGGCUCGCUGCCCGGCUGCGCCGUGCUCAAGUUGAGCGACGGCCGCAAGAGGAGCAUGUCCCUCUGGGUGGAAUUCAUUACUGCCUCCGGCUACCUCUCGGCGCGCAAAAUCCGGUCCAGGUUUCAGACGCUGGUGGCUCAGGCGGUAGACAAGUGUAGCUACAGGGAUGUGGUAAAGAUGGUGGCGGACACCAGCGAAGUGAAACUGAGGAUCCGAGACAGGUACGUGGUGCAGAUCACCCCGGCUUUUAAGUGCACCGGGAUCUGGCCCAGGAGUGCUGCCCACUGGCCACUUCCCCACAUCCCCUGGCCGGGACCCAACCGGGUGGCGGAGGUCAAAGCGGAAGGGUUCAAUCUCUUGUCCAAGGAGUGCCACUCCCUGGCCGGCAAGCAGAGCUCGGCCGAGAGCGACGCCUGGGUGCUGCAGUUCGCGGAAGCGGAGAACAGACUGCAGAUGGGGGGCUGCAGGAAGAAAUGCCUCUCCAUCCUCAAAACCUUGCGGGAUCGUCACCUGGAACUGCCGGGCCAGCCCCUCAACAACUACCACAUGAAGACUCUGGUUUCCUACGAGUGCGAGAAGCAUCCCCGGGAGUCGGACUGGGACGAGUCCUGCCUGGGCGAUAGGCUGAACGGGAUUUUGCUGCAACUCAUCUCCUGCCUGCAGUGCCGGCGGUGUCCUCACUACUUCCUACCGAACUUAGAUCUGUUUCAAGGCAAACCUCACUCGGCUCUAGAGAACGCUGCCAAACAAACGUGGCGACUGGCGAGGGAGAUCCUGACCAACCCGAAAAGUUUGGAGAAACUUUAGAGGACAAUUUUAAUCGAGAGCCGAAAUGUGAUUAUACUAUUCAUUCUUAAAAGUUCUCAUGCAGUGUAAACUUCCUGUUCGAUUCCUAUCUAAUAUUCCACUCGGCAGUGCAAACAAUCUCUUCCUUCAAAAGGAGUGCUAAGGCAACCGCUUAAGGCAUCAUCUCACCCACCCCUCCAAGGGGAGAAAAGGUAGGGAGAGCAGAUAGAGAACACCCCAAACCCACAAGUAUUAGAAGACUUCUUUACAAAGGAUUUCCUAUCGCCCUUCAAAAGUACACAGGAACACCCGGAAAACAGCCUGGCUGUAACGCAAGACCGCAGUGAACGCUGCCUAUCAGAGGAUUAUAGCAAUCUUGGCUGUGAGUAAACAUGAUUUGGAUAUGCCAUCUGAAGGAAAGUGUAAUGUAUAUUUUGAUUUGUAACAAAUAUUGUGAGCUCACAUUGUCUUUGAAAGUGUGGAUGUUGGUGUUUUGUGAUUUGGUGAACAAAAGUCAAAUUGGCAUUUUGGAUACUUCCAGACAUUUUCCACUAACAAAGAUAUAAUUUAAAGGUAGAUUUCCUCCUGGUACUUUUAUCUGUCUUUAAAAGUGUCUGAACUUUAAAAAGUUUACAUGUUGUUUCAAAUAUAUUGCUUGUUCUAUUUCUAACAUUCCAUAAAUAUACUUGAAAUGUUAUUUAAAUAUAUUCAAAGAAAUUUGAAUUCAGCUUAUAUAAUAACGCUUGAAUAUCUGAAUUAUAUAUUUGAAAAAUGCACUUGAAAUACACUGGAUAAUUACUUUUGUGAUUUAGAUUUUAAUUUCUGUUGCUGGUUUUUAUUUAAUUAGAAGCUAAUAAAUGAAGUAAAAUAAAA
Capra hircus (goat) is the source of this 2708-nucleotide messenger RNA. RefSeq names its product mab-21 like 1 (gene MAB21L1). The coding region runs from base 777 to 1856 and encodes 359 amino acids. The record is from RefSeq and is a predicted model, not a curated record. The transcript has a single exon. NCBI's taxonomy places the organism in Eukaryota, Metazoa, Chordata, Mammalia, Artiodactyla, Bovidae.